AACAUUUAAAUCUUCUUCUUUUUUUGAGUGACUAAUGAUGGAAGAAUCAUUAUUUUCAAUAGUUCAGUUCUUUUUUUUUUUAAUAAAAUUACUUAACUUGUAAUUUAUUCAUUUUGUGGCAGGAGGUCUAUCUGUGCAUAUAACAUCAGCGUGCGCCUCUGGCUGUGCGCAGAAGCUAUAUAUGAAGUGAACCGAAAUGCCUUUUGCGAGCGAGGAGUGGCGGAAGGGACUAAUGGAGGGGUGGUGGAAUUAUUAUUGGGCGCCGGUGGGGAUAGCGGUGGCGGUCGUAGUGAUCGGGAGCCUGAGAUGGGCGGCGAAGAGAGGGAACGUUUGGUGGCAAGAGUCGGGCCUGCCGGAAGAAACGCGACGGCGGCUGCCUCCGGGGGAUUACGGAUGGCCACUCAUCGGCAACAUGUGGUCUUUCCUUUCGGCUUUCAAGUCUCACGAUCCUGAUUCCUUCCUCCGCACUUUCACCAACAGAUAUGGAGGGCAUGGGCUUUAUAAGGCGUUGAUGUUUGGACGGCCCAGCGUGUUCGUGACAACCCCGGAAGCAAGCAAGCGAGUGCUAAUGGACGACGAAGCCUUCAAGCCCGGCUGGCCCACCUCCACGGUGGAGCUAAUGGGCAAGAACUCCUUCAUCGGAAUCUCCUGCGAAGAGCACAAGCGGCUCCGACGUCUGACCGCCGCCCCAGUCAACGGGUACGAAGCCCUCUCCCUAUACAUGACCUUCAUCGGGGAGAACGUCGUCGCCGCUCUGGAAGAAUGGUCUUCUGCCGGGGAGCCCUUGGAGCUGCUGACCCAGCUCCGAAAGCUCACUUUCCGGAUCAUAAUGUUCAUCUUCCUCAGCUCCGAGUGCGAGGACGUCAUGGAAACCCUGGAGAGACAGUACACCACGGUCAACCAUGGAGUCAGAGCCAUGGCUAUCAACCUCCCUGGUUUUGCUUACCACAGAGCCCUCAAGGCGCGUAAGAAAGUGGUGGAUGUGCUACAAUUAGUCCUAGAUGAGCGCAGAAGCAGAAUCAAACAGGAGGAUGGGAGUGGGAAGCAGCAGUUGGGAAAGAGUAAGAAGAUGGACAUGAUGGAUGAAUUGAUGGGCGUGGAAGAUGAGAAUGGGCGGAAGCUUAGAGAUGAAGAGAUCAUAGAUGUUCUCUUGAUGUACUUGAAUGCUGGCCAUGAAUCCUCUGCUCAUGUCACCAUGUGGGCAAUGGUGUUACUACAUCAACACCCUGAUUGCCUUCGCAAAGCCAGGGAGGAGUCAGAGGAAGUUGUAAAGCGAAGGCCAACCCAUCAAAAGGGUGUAUUGACUCUCAAGGAAAUACGCCAAAUGGAUUACCUAUCUAAGGUGAUAGAUGAGACACUCCGAUUCAUAACAUUCUCGCUCGUUGUAUUCAGAGAAGCGAAAACAGACGUGGAUAUGAGUGGUUAUACGAUUCCCAAGGGCUGGAGGGUACUAGUUUGGUUCAGGGGUGUUCAUUUGGACCCUGAGGUAUACCUGAAUCCAAGAGCAUUUGACCCUUCCAGAUGGGAUAAUCUGACACCAAAGGCGGGUACUUUCCUUCCAUUUGGAGCAGGAAGCCAUAUGUGCCCUGGAAACGAUCUUGCCAAGAUCGAAAUUGCUGCUUUCUUACACUAUUUCCUCGUUGGCUAUGAGCUCGAACUCGUGAAUCCAGAGUGCCCCUUACAGUACUUGCCUCACCCGCGACCAAAAGACAACUGUUUGGCUCGUAUCAAAAAGAUAUCGCAACAUGGGUAGUCAUCCUUCUCCUCCUCUCCAUCGUCAUCCUCUGCUUCCUGCUAGGGGAAAGAGAAGCACAUUGCACAGGUUUAUGUGUGGCAUGUUAUGUUAUGUUAUGUUGUGGUGCUAUUGAUGGUGCUAGGCUACCCUAAUUCUGUUUGUGAAACAGAAUAAUCUAGUAGGUGGUUCACUUUUGGAAAAGCUCACGAGUACCAUUGUGUGUGUCAAUGAUUACUUGUAGUAAAUAAACAACUUGUGUUCUUUGUUACCCCCUGUAUUCUCGUGGUGGAGAAUGGAUCACAGUUUCCAACUGAAUCGCUUGGAAUAUUUUAAAGCAAAGGAUUAAUGUGAUUGACAUGGAGAUUGCCAAAACUUUCUCACUAAGAUUAUUAUGGUAGAGCUUUUUUUGUUGGAGAGAUCCAGGGUAUUGUUAAGGUGAAGGUAUUGGUGUACUUUCAUCGUAUGAUUUAUGGAGAAGACCAUCCGUUGCUUUAUGGAGACAAGUCUCUCUGAAUUAUCAUAAACUUCAAUAGCUUGGAAACUCAAAAAACUCAUUUGGAGCCCAAUUGAAGAUUUUUGAAAGCUCAUAUAUUAAUGUUAGUGUGACUUGAGUUAGACAGUCGAACUUAAAUUGGAGCUCAUGGCGGUUCAUUGAUUGGAGCAAGGACCAAACAAUGGUAUAUGUUAGAUUUCCUGUUCAAGGACCAUCAAAUCUUCAACAACGCGCUCAUAGCAAUGCUUGCACCUACACAUUGUUAUAAAUAAUUCGAUCACCCAAGCACCAUUAUUAAAAUAAAAUUUUUUGAUCACCAACGAUAAUCUGUUUAAUUGAUUACAUAUCAUUAAGGCUACUUUAUCAAAAACAUAUCAUUAAGGCUUUUGUACAUCUCCUCCUCUGGUCUCUCUCUCUCUCCUAAAUAUCAAAACUUUGAGACAACAAGGCGGCAAAAGAACUGACCACACAACGCAUGUAAAUCCCUAAUGGAUUUUUAUCAUUAUAUGCCUCUGAUUUCACCAGCCACUAAAGUUCUUCUGAACUUUGGAGCUCUGAGAGGAUCUACCGCCCUUGUCUUUGUAUAGAUUUCUAGAGGAGAUUCGACUCUGCCUCCCACGGGCUGCUGCUAUUGCUCGCUUCUUGUGCUUGUUCAGCCUCUUGGUCAGCUCUGCAUCACCCUCCGUUGCAUUCUCUUCGUCUUUGUCUUCGUCUUCCACCCCCAAAAAAGAAUAGGAUCAUUUCAGGUAGACCCAAAAUUCAAGGUUAAUCAACUAUAAUCAAACAACUUACAUAUAUGACAUUGACAAAGUAAUUGUGACAUAGAGUCGGGAGUUUUCACCACUACAAUAAGAAACUCGAUUCUACAGGACACUUAAAUUCAUACCUCAUCAUUAUCAUCUUGUGUUCCAAGGCUACCACCUUAUGCUUUUUCACUCAGUUGAUUCUCAACAAUUUUGUCCUCCUCUUCAUUCGUUUGCUCUUCCUCAAUGGUAUAUUUUCCGAUAAGCACCAUAUAAAAUAAUUGUACGAGAAGAGAGAGUGAAUAUAAUAUUUGAGGAAACAGAACCUGCUCUUCUGUCUGCAAAGAAUCUAAGCUUGUGUGGCUGGUUUCAUGCGUCUCUGAAACAUGCUCUUCAUCCUCAUCUUCCUCACUGUCAGCACCUCCUUCAAUGAACUGCAACGUUUACAUUUCAGUGAGAAUGUAAUAAUGCAGGUGAAACACAUGAAUUCCACCAAAUGCAUAAACCACAACAUCAACAACAAAAACCAUGGGAGUAAAUUUUGGUGUCAUACUGUGGAAAGGAACUAAUAGGUAAUCCAAGAGCUUAAAGGAAGACAGAAAAGGAACACUUUUUUCACGAAUGAAACCAUUUAAACACACAUAGCUACAGGUGGAAAGAUAAAAGCUCUACUAAACAAGAUGAUGAGCA
This is a messenger RNA of Linum trigynum, 3661 nucleotides long. Lineage: Eukaryota; Viridiplantae; Streptophyta; Magnoliopsida; Malpighiales; Linaceae. The record is from the annotation of a GenBank genome assembly.